CUCUCUCUAUUCUCUCCUCCGUCCUCCAAUUCCCAUCUCCAAAUCCUCUCCUCUCCUCUCCAUCCCUCAAAAUCCCUGUUUUUAACAGAGCCGUGACCAAAAAGGUGCGAUUUUUAACUCGAAAUCUCCUCCUCGGGGCGGCUUCUAAAGGUUCGAUUUAAGGCUGCGGCGGUGGCAGGCGAAAGCCCUAGCUUUUACCCCCUUUUAUCAGAGGAAGAGUUGACAAAGGCGGGGCCAAAGAGAGGCGGGCUAGGAAAGGAGGGGAAUCCGAUGAUUCGCGGGUCCUCGUUGACCGCCCCCCGUCCUCGGAGGCCGUGACGGGCCCUCGUCUCUCGCCCCGAGAGGGAAGGAUGCGGAUCGGUGGGUAGAUAGCCGCGGUGUGGUUGGAAGGCGGGGAUGAUGGCCGUCGGUGGUGGCGGUGGGGAGGAGAUGGAGAGGGAUUUCGAGGCGAAGCUCCGAUUGCAGCAGCCGUCGCCGGCCGGGAUCGGCGGCGGCAAGACGGUGCAGAGGACCAACAGCAUUACCUUCAGGGCGCCGCAGGAACAUUUCACGAUUGACGAUUUCGAGCUGGGGAAGAUCUUUGGCGUCGGCUCCUACUCGAAGGUUGUCAGGGCAAAGAAGAAGGAUACAGGAAAUGUCUAUGCUUUGAAAAUUAUGGACAAGAAGUUCAUAGCAAAAGAAAAUAAAGUAUCUUAUGUAAAGAUGGAGCGUAUAGUACUUGAUCAGUUAGAUCAUCCUGGCAUAAUCGGGCUGUGUUUUACGUUUCAAGAUGCCUACUCACUUUACAUGGCACUUGAGUGUUGUGAAGGUGGAGAGCUAUUUGACCAAAUAACCAGGAAAGGGCAUUUAACUGAGGCUGAGGCUCGCUUCUAUUUUGCUGAAGUUGUUGAUGCUUUAGAAUAUAUUCAUGGUGUCGGAUUAAUUCAUCGGGACAUCAAGCCAGAGAACUUACUAUUGACAACUGAUGGACACAUAAAAAUUGCUGACUUUGGCAGUGUGAAGCCCACCAGGGAUAGUCAGAUAACAGUUCUUCCAAAUUCAGCAAAUGAAAAAGCAUGUACUUUUGUUGGAACUGCUGCAUAUGUCCCUCCAGAAGUUCUUAAUUCUUCUCCAGCAACGUUUGGGAACGACCUUUGGGCCCUUGGAUGCACCUUAUAUCAAAUGCUUUCUGGUUCAUCUCCCUUUAAAGAUGCUAGUGAAUGGCUUAUUUUCCAAAGAAUCAUAGCAAGAGACCUCAGGUUUCCUGAGUACUUUUCACAUGAAGCAAAGGACCUUAUUGAUAAGUUAUUGGAUAUAGAACCCAGUAGAAGACCAGGUGCUGGACCUGAUGGUUAUACCUCUCUCAAGAAGCAUCCUUUUUUCAAAGGAAUUGAUUGGAAGAAUCUGCGGAAGGCUCCAGCACCACGACUUGCUCUGGAGCAGGAUACCACUGCGGAUUAUGACAGUCAGGACACUUCAUGGAAUCUCACGCAUAUUGGAGGUUCUCCAGCUCACCAACAUCUCACACCAGAAGGGAAUGCUGGUGCCACAUCAUCUUCCGAAACACAGUCUCAUAUCUCUAAGCUGUCUUCAAUCGACUCAUUUGACUCGAAAUGGCAAGACUUUCUUGAGCCCGGUGAGGGCAUUGUUAUGAUCUCAAGGCUGAAGAAAAUUCAAAAGCUGACUAACAAGAAAGUGCAACUCAUCCUUACUGACAAACCUAAAUUGCUUUGUGUGGAUCCCUCCAAAAUGACAGCUAAAGCAAACAUAAUUUGGUCCGAUAACCCCAGUGACCUCCAUGUCCAAGUAGCAAAUCCGUCACAUUUCAAGAUAUGCACUCCCAAAAAGGUGACUUCAUUCGAGGAUGCAAAACAGCGAGCAUGGCAGUGGAAGAAGGCAAUUGAAGGCCUUCAACACCGUUGAAUCUGCUAACUACCGCAACCAUUCCAGAACAUAAUACUGCUUACAAGUACAAAUUUUGUUCCAAAAGGAUGACAUUAAGAAAUGGGUAAUUAAUAUACCAAUCCCGCUGCUUGCUUCACCAGUCCAGAAUACCAAGUUGUAGAAAAAUUCUUUUCCGGUAUUCUUACUUUCCGCUAAAGUUGAUGAGCACUGAUAUAUGAUUAUAUCUCAAAAUUUUUCUUUGUAGAUCAAAUCAAACUAUUUUAUAUGAGUCAGUAAUUGCUCGUGGGACCGUGACAGAUGCUUACCGCAAAUUUUUCUGGCAUAGAAGUGUAUUAUCAUUUGUAUCUUACAGAUCAUUGUUUCAUAUUUCUGUUAA
Messenger RNA from Musa acuminata subsp. malaccensis (wild Malaysian banana), 2260 nucleotides. The record is from RefSeq and is a predicted model, not a curated record. Lineage: Eukaryota; Viridiplantae; Streptophyta; Magnoliopsida; Zingiberales; Musaceae.